Mycena indigotica is the source of this 3558-nucleotide messenger RNA. RefSeq lists its product as uncharacterized. Bases 1 to 3558 code for a protein of 1185 amino acids. The transcript is spliced from 9 exons. NCBI's taxonomy places the organism in Eukaryota, Fungi, Basidiomycota, Agaricomycetes, Agaricales, Mycenaceae. The record is from RefSeq and is a predicted model, not a curated record.
AUGGCUCCGUCAUUACGGCUUGUCCCGCUCAGCUCACUAGACGAACGUGGCGACAACAAGCAAGCUACCACGAAUCCAGUGCUUUCACCGGCCUCUUUUCGCCAUGACGGUGCUGCCUUCGUCGCAUUCAACGGGGACAGGAAUUUCAUGCAAAACAUCCCCUCCCCGAAACACUCUUCCAUGCCGAAAUCAGCAAAGACCAUGAUGGGGGAGAUUCAUUGCACCAGCUGGGCAAACCUCAAUAUGCCCCAUCUCCUUCUCCUACCUCGUUAUCAUAUCUUCAAGGGUCCACUAUUCGAAUGUCUUGAUGUCAACAGGCGCAUCCUUCCUUCACAACGCGUCAGUAUCCCUGUAUACUCCAACAAGACCUGGGAGCGUGUACGGCUCCCCGAGAAAACCACUGAUCAAUGGCUUAAACUCGAGGGGUUUCUGCUGAAUGUCUUCCGGUGGGUAGACUCGAAACAUCGCCAACUAUGUCCUGGUGAAUAUCGAGGCAUCAUUCAUAACUUCCCAAUCUGUUUCGGCUACUCAAAAACCUACGACUCUUUAGAGGAGUUGACUCAAGCUGUUGCCAACUCUCGCGACGCCUUUCUUCCCCUUCUUGCUGGCAUCUCGAUUAGAAUGCUUGCCCUCGAUGGAUUUGAACGAUCAGAUGCCUUUGACGCGACGAAACAACCAAAAUGGCGUGAAACCUUGUUUCAAGCAGUCAACUUGGAACCUCAACUGUGGGAUGCUUUGGAAGAUGCUGUAACGGAAUGUGUCUCCCGCGCCAACUGGUUCUUUACGCUCAUCCUCAAAUUCAAGCUCUCCGUGCCAUUGUACUUCAAACUUGGCACUACAAGCGGUCUCCAAUUCAGCAAUCUGCCUUCCAUUCGUGCAUAUCGUCUCGAGAUUUACCAUGGCGAUUUAGAUCAAUUUCGUGCGUUACCAGAGCCCAAUCCCACUGUCGAAUGGGUUUUCAUCGACUCCACAAUUCGCCUGUUCGGUGUUCUUCCUAAUCCGGACUACCGUCCUGAAGCUCCACAAGCUCCUCUAUUACGUUGCACAAUUCGUGCAGAUCCUCCCUUGCCUCCUCCUGUUCCGCAAGCUGUCCCUGUUGAUCCCGGUAGCGGUCAACGCCAGGGAGAAACCAUUGUAGACUUCCUCGCACGCCGUCAACGUGCCAACGAGCGCACAGAGGCACGCGAAAGCCCAGAGAAGAAGAAAAGCCGCCUUCAACGAGAGGCCCAUGCUGCGGGCGGUGGGCCACCAGGUAGAAAUGCGUCUGCACGAGUUUUUAUCUGGGAAGAUACAAACAACGAUGAAGUUUUCAUUCGCCGCCCAAUCAACCGCGAUUUCGCAAUUGACUCGUGGGAUACAUUCUCUCCAAAUCAACGGAUCUAUGAUAGCUUUUCCAAUCAGUGGGAUCUUUGCCCCCAAAUUCCAGCUAGCGAGGACCCGGCAUGUUUCCAAGAUGGGUACUGGGACUACUUGGGCGGUGGGAAUGAGGACACCGAAAUGGCCGAAGCCCCAUCAAGUUCCAACGCUGUUGAGGAGGCUCAAUCCCAAAGCAACGACGACGGCUUUCCUAAUCUCCCUCAGGGGCUUCCUACCCGCAUUGUUGCUCUACUCAGUAAUGGGAAUGCCGCGCUUGAUAAUAUUGCUGAAUAUUAUGCAGCCGACAAGUCCAAGCCAACAAGUCCGGACCGCAUCACUCUGCAAGGCGGCCCAGUUACCAAGGACUUCGCUACAUCCAUGCUUCAAAUUCGCUUUGGUUACACAGACCACGAUGGCUCCUAUGCCAAUAAGACGACCGAAAAAACAGCGCUCAACGCUCUAGGGGAUGAUUUGGCUGGGUCUCCAAAAGAAGGUGUUAGGGCAUUACUUGAGUCUAUUCGCACCCAGAAGUCCUUGAGGACCAUCCAACCAGAGCUCAUGGAUUUGUUAUCGGAGCCAGACCUACUUUGGCAGAAUCGUUGUGUCGAUGUGCAGUACUUCUUCCAAGUCAAGGCAGAACUAUACGAGACGCAUGUCUUCAUAAUCAAGAUGCGCAGCGGAGACCCUCGGAGAAUUAUACUCUUCAAUGCGAGCUCUGUCCUCCAUAUCCUAAGGAUGCAAUUCUCAUCCUUCGAAGAGAUCGCCGAGGAGUUUGGUUUGCUUGGGACUGAGUUUUAUGCUGGUAUUGAAGGACCCACCCACCAAAUCCAGCCUGCGAUGCCAAGCGCCGAAUUUCAAAACCCUACCGACCACAGUGAAAUCAACUCACUGCACUUCCUCCGAGCCUUAGAGGCGCCGCCCAAGGCAAAAGGUGCUCAACGGACCAUCAAUGGCGUCUUUUUAGUCUUCGCAUAUUAUGUCAUAAGCGAGGGAACAAACUUGCUGGAUCGAGACGGUGUCCAAGCCAGCCUGGUCAAGUUUCACAACAGACUUGGCAUGCCUGUUCCAAAAGAUUGGAGUAUUUCCCGUAUUCAUGACGGCUUUUCAGGCCCGCUAUCACUAGCGCUGGGUUCAACCAUCUUAAUCAUCUUAAAUGACGACCGUGAUCUCACUGGUAGUCAUACGAGUCUUACUACGGAUGCCGCAACAUUUGAUUUGCAGAGAAUAGUACAGUACCGCAGCUCCCCCAAUUCCCUCCUAUGGAAGCUGGAAGACGUUGUGUGGAAGCUAGUGUUUGCCUCAGCGGCAGGAGAGUUUCAUCCGGCCUUGCUUUUUCACAAGCUCAAGGCCUCCCAACACUUCCAACACCUCAAAGGGUUGUGCCAGUGGCUCAUGGACCCAAUUCGGAUUCCAACUGCUAUGGCAAUGGAGUGGUAUUCCCUGGAAAUUAUGGAGGAUAACGACCAUCCGUCCAACCAAUCAAUAUCCAUGUCCAACGAGGAGUUACGAGCCAAGCGCCUUAGAGAAGAAGAUGAAGGAACAGCAGUUCGCCGCCGCCGCGUCGCCGACGAUGAUGCGAAGCCUAGGAAGCCCAAGUCGAAGGAUACAAAACCGAAGAAAUCCAAGCCCGACCUCAAGCCUAGAAAACUAAAAUCAAGCCAAGCAAAGCGGGGUAGUAACCACCCGAAUUCCGUGACCAAGCUGAAGCCAGUGGAGGUUGCCGGCUUCCGUUUUCCGAAUUAUCCACACCAGUUUCAGCAAAACCAGCCUGCUGCCCUUUUUGCGGUUUAUGCCCGCUCACCGCUAGGCAACGACGCCCCAACCGCAGCGAAAGCCUACGAGCAGCGCCAAGUCACUGGUGGACUUUCGGACUUGGGGGAUUUACCGGAAUGGAACGCAAGACGUUGUGCUGUGCAGCUCCAGAAAUGCAGAAUGAGUGCCCUACUGCGCCUCUGGAAGAUUGCCCAAACCAAAUACAAACGCGUCUUUAAACCUCUAAAGUGGAGUCGAUUUACCCAUAUGCAUCCAGAGUCGUUAUUAUCAUCGCAGCAGCGAGUUGCAGCAAGGAAGCGGGUGAUUAUGUUGUUUCACCGGAUUGAAACUCUUGAGCGCCAGAUAGAGGAGGAGGAGGAAGUGCUUGAAUUCGCACCGGCAAAGAGAACCCUUGCAAUCUUGUGUAAAGAUUCAGUUGCAGAGGCCUAA